Molecule: messenger RNA, 1146 nt
Organism: Naegleria gruberi
Lineage: Eukaryota; Heterolobosea; Eutetramitea; Acrasida; Naegleriidae
Exons: 1
Coding region: 1-1146 (381 amino acids)
Source: RefSeq, a predicted model, not a curated record
AUGCUUCCACACGCUACGGUUUUCACAUCCAGUGGAUCUUUUGCUUGUUUUGAUACGGUUGUUUGUUCUCAAAUUCUUCUCUUCAUAAAACCAGAGGAAUGGAAAGUUAGCAAGCCAUUUCUGAUCUCAAAAACAUUUUAUUCCUUUUCGAAUAGUGAAACAUUCGCUCGGGAUUAUUUGUGCGAAUAUUUUAAUUUGUUAGAGGAAGAGGAGAAGAAAUUGGAAGAAUUAAUUUAUAAUCCACCAAUAUUUCGUGAAUCUUUAUUGAAUGGAGCUGUUGGUGAGAAGAGGAAACGAGACGAAACUACAUUUGACAAGAAAAAAAAGAAUAUCAAACAUUCUAAAAAGGGCACUCUCGACUUAUCCAAUCCACCAACGAGUUUUCAACAAGUUUUUCAAUGGUAUCUUCAAUUGAAUGAUUCCAAUCUCUAUCAAAAAUCCAAAGAAAAAUUAUCAAAUUUAAUUGAUGACAUUUACAGUGCAGACUUUCAAUUUGACAAUUUAUAUCAAAUUUUGGAUAGAAUGAAAGCCAAACGAUUUAUCAAUUCAAAUUUUGGUUAUUUUCUAGAAGGUUCUUAUAUUAUCACUGAAGAAUUGGGUAAAACUGAAAUAAGCAAAGAUGAAAUUGAGUUAAUUUUCACAAGUGGAUCACGAGAUGAAUUUAUUUUGGAAUGGAAAUUAGAUAAAAGUAUGGAAGGACAUAUACAUUACAAAGUUAAAUGUCUGAUUUUCACCAAUUGUGGAUAUCCACUGGUGGUGGAGGGAGAAUAUCAAAGAAAUAUCGACACGCUCAGAGGAAUUUCCAAUGCCAGUGAAUCGUUCACUGUUUAUGGCCAGGAGGUGUUUGGUGGGUUUAUGUUUUCCUCUGCUACAGGUUAUAUGGAUAGUAAUAAGGAGAGGAUCAAUGAACCAGCUGUGGAGUUAUUGAGUGAGAUUCUUGGAAAUGAUUUUGAGAAGAAUUUGAAAGAAAUUGGAAUAUUGUCUGAGGAAAGAACAAUUGUGAGAUAUCAACUCAUUUAUAAUUACUUACAAUGUACAUUGGGAGAGCAUGAGAAAUCAUUCCUGGCAAGUAAUGAGCAAUGGAUACCUUUUGCUAAGUUUAAAGGGGAAACAACAGAUUCAGAUGAGGAAGAUAAUUCAAUUUGA